Molecule: messenger RNA, 2952 nt
Organism: Dermatophagoides pteronyssinus (European house dust mite)
Lineage: Eukaryota; Metazoa; Arthropoda; Arachnida; Sarcoptiformes; Pyroglyphidae
Product: exostosin-3-like
Cellular component (GO): membrane
Molecular function (GO): glycosyltransferase activity
Source: RefSeq, a predicted model, not a curated record
AUCGGUUUUAAUCAAUGUCUUGAAUUGGAAAUUCGUGUUUUUGUUGUUGUUGUUGUCGGGAGAAAAAAAAACAAAAUCAAAAAUGAAUUGUCAACAAUGUUUAACAAUACGACGAUUAUUUUUUCUAGUUUUUUUAUUUAUAAUGUGUUUAUUAGCAUUUAAUUUCAGUACAUUUUAUCUAAUAUCAUUGAAUAGUACAACAAUUGAUCCAUCAUCAAUUAUUCAUAAUAAUAAUAAUAAUAACAAUAAUAAUAAUGAUGAGCUAAAAUAUGAUUUAUUAAUUAAUGAUAAUUCUUUUAAAAAUUUGGAUAAAAUUAAUGAUCUUAAUGUUCGUGUUCGUGAAUUAUUACGUAUACGUUCAUCUGUUUUGAAAGAAUUACGAAGCUUAGAACGUAAUCGUACAUCGAUUAUACAGGAAUUAACUGAACAUAAUAAUGAAUUGGAAAAAUUAAAAUCAACGAUUGGUAAAAAAUCCAAUGAAUUGGAACGACUUCAACUUCAUAUUAAACAAGCUGUUGUUGCUCAAAAAGAAGCCAAAGUUUUAGUCGGAUCAAUGAUUGAACCGCCAUUAAAUUUAUUGCCCAAACAAGCUCAGGCAAAAAAUUUCAUUGAAAAUGAAAAAGCUACCAUCUCUCAUUUGAAUCAUAAUGAAUGUCAAAUGCACAAUUGCUUUGAUUAUUCACGUUGUUCAUUAUUUUCAUCAUUUUUUGUAUUCAUUUAUAAUCAUGAUGAUAAUCAUCAUGUUCGUUCAUCAUUUGAUCAAAUCAUUUAUGAUAAAUUUCGUUCAAAUAUUCAUGUAACAAAUGAUCCAAGAAUAGCAUGCAUCUAUCUAUUAAUCAUUUCGGAACAUUUUCCAUAUUGGAAUGAUCGAAUUUCAUUUCAAAAUUAUCUGGCUGCACUUCCAUAUUGGGCCGGUGAUGGCCGUAAUCAUAUUAUCUUUAAUAUGAAUCCAAAAAUUGAUCUAAAUUCAAUCGAAUUGAAUGUAAAAAAAGCAAUCAUUGUUCAAAAUCAAUUUUCAAAAUCUUUUUCUAGUCUUCGUCAUUCAUUUGAUUUAGUCAUACCAAAUGUACAGAUUAUUCAUUCAUUUAAUGAGAAUUUGAAAGUGAAAAAUUUCUCACCAAAAUUAUCACCUGCUAAACGAAAAUAUUUCCUCACAUUCCUUGGCCGUUUGCGUCAUGAAAAUUCUGACCAUAAUAAUAAUAAUACUGCAUAUGACGACAAUCUUCAAUUAAUCAUCAAAAAUACAAUGUUGAAUCUAUUGACCAAACAUAGUGUUGUGAAUCAUAAUGAAUUUCUAUUUGAUUUUGAUUGUGAUGAAAAAACAAAAAAACUUUGUGAUAAUCAAACAAUCAUUUUACUUGAAUCUACAUUUACAUUGAUACCAAUUAUUAUUAUCAAUAAUAAUUCAUUUCAUCAUGAUUUUUAUCAACGUUUAUUUAAUGCUCUAUCUACAGGUUCGAUUCCUAUAAUCAUUUCUAAUGAUAUGAUAUCACUACCAUUUGAAGAUGUUAUCGAUUGGCGAAAAGCUACAAUUCGUUUACCUAUUGCUCGUAUAACCGAAUUAUAUGUCCUAUUAAAAACCUAUACGGAUGCUGAUAUUAUUGAACUACGACGAUAUGGAUUACAUUUUUAUCAAACUUAUUUUGCCAAUUUAGAUAAAUUUAUUGCAACAUUUUUUGCCUAUUUCGGAACAUAUCGUUUGCAAAUACCUCCAUCAUCACCACCUAGUUAUCGUUCGAUUUAUUAUUACAAUCAACCAAAAUAUGAUAUCCAAUUUAAUUCAAGUGAUUCAUUAUUGACUAAUUCAUUAAUUUAUGAUAAUGAUCCAUCAUCAGAUGGUGAUGAAUUUCUUGGACCAAUUGAACCACCGUUUGCAUCAAUCAGUUAUCAUCGUAAUUAUUCGAUAACUAUGAAUAAUUUAUAUUCCAUUUGGAAUGAUAUUAGUCUUACACCAUUCCAUACAUUUCCUUCACUGCCAUUUGAUCCGGUUUUACCUUCUGAAUCAAAAUUUAUUGGUUCUUCAUAUGGAUUUCGACCAAUCGGUGCUGGGCUUGGUGGCUCGGGUAAAGAAUUUUCCGAAUCAUUGGGAGGAAAUCAUAUUAGAGAACAAUUUACAAUUGUCAUAUUGACUUAUGAACGUGAAAAUGUUUUAUUACUAAUUCUUUCACAUUUAAAAAAUUUACCAUAUCUAAAUAAGGUUGUGAUUGUUUGGAAUAGUCCACAACCACCAUCUAUUGAUAUAAUAUGGCCUGAUAUUGGUGUCGAUAUUGUUGUCAUUAAAAGUGAACGUAAUUCAUUGAAUAAUCGUUUUAUUCCAUUCGAUGAAAUCAAAACUGAAGCCAUUCUUUCUAUUGAUGAUGAUACCAAUUUACGACAUGAUGAAAUUAUAUUUGCUUUCAGAGUUUGGCGUGAAGCUAGAGAUCGUAUCGUUGGUUUUCCUGCACGUUUUCAUUCAUAUGAAACAAAUGAAAAAUCAUGGUACUAUAAUUCAAGCUAUACAUGUGAAUAUUCAAUGAUUUUAACCGGAGCUGCAUUUUUUCAUAAAUAUUAUUCAUAUCUUUAUUCAUAUUCAAUGUCAUCAUUGAUUAGAGAUAAAGUGGAUGAAUUUAUGAAUUGUGAAGAUAUUGCUAUGAAUUUUCUUGUAUCACAUGUAACACGUAAACCACCAAUCAAAGUAACAUCUAAAUGGACAUUUAGAUGUCCAGCUUGUCAAACUGGAUUAUCCGAAAAUCAAUCUGAACAUUUUCUAAAACGUCAUAAAUGUAUUAAUUAUUUUGUUUCAAUAUAUGGUUAUAUGCCAUUACUUUAUACACAAUUUCGUGCCGAUUCUGUUCUAUUCAAAACACGUGUUUCACAUGAUAAACAAAAAUGUUUUAAAUAUAUUUGAUGAUCUUUCAUUUCAAGUGAUUAUUUCAUUUUAUAAUAUUGUUUUUGUGUAAAUAUAUUUGCAUU